Molecule: messenger RNA, 1550 nt
Organism: Osmia lignaria (orchard mason bee)
Lineage: Eukaryota; Metazoa; Arthropoda; Insecta; Hymenoptera; Megachilidae
Product: GEL complex subunit OPTI
Biological process (GO): mitochondrial respirasome assembly
Source: RefSeq, a predicted model, not a curated record
UUAGGUUAGGUUACUCGCCUGAGAGCUGUCGAGAGUAUUUCUUGCCAAAAUUGACUCCCAGCACAAUUUCAGCUUUCGGAAAACGCUCUCGAUAGCUUCUAGCAUGAGCUUUACUCUCAAGCAGACACGUACCCUUAUGAAUAUAUUUUUACCAUUAACCUCUUUUUAAAUUAAAUAUUAUUUUAAUGCGCGUGCGUGAAAAAUUGUACGUCCAAAAUCCAGCAUAUUUCUAUUAAUUCAAGAGUUACAGGUGUAACACUGAAAGGAGAACGUUUGUAGGAAUAAAGUGUGUAUUGUAUCUUUAGUUAGGAAAUGCUAAGAAGUUCUAUUAUAUAUUUCAUUUUAUUAAGCUGAGAGGGUGUAGAAAUGUCGCGUUCAAAAUCUGAAAGGAUAGGAAACGGUGGCAAGUGUGAAUUAAGUGUUUGGACACGUGCAAUAACAGCGAAUUCCGAAUGGCCAGAUAAAGAAGAAUUUCUUGAUGUUAUAUAUUGGGCUAGACAAGUAAUUGGAAUUAUAGUUGGGAUAGCAUGGGGCCUUAUACCUUUGAAAGGUUUCAUAGCUUUAUUACUAUUUGUACUAGUCAAUGCUGGUAUUACAUACCUGUAUUUUAGUAAUUUUCAACAAAUUGACGAGGAGGAAUUUGGUGGUGUAUGGGAACUAACUAAAGAAGGUUUCAUGACAUCGUUUGCUGGCUUUUUGGUUACAUGGAUCAUUAUAUAUUCAGGAUUACAUUUUGAUUAAUAAUUGAUCAUGUCAGUGGUCACUUGACUGAAAAGAACAUGUACAAUAUUUAAAAAGAAUCAAGUGCUUCACAUGUUCAUGCAAUUUAUUUGAAACAUUUUAGGAAAUAUUUUCACAUUUCAUAUAAGUUAUUUGGACAUUCAUCUUUCAGAGCACUUAAUAAAUGUACAAUAGAACUUUUUAUUUGUAAAAUGUCAUAUGUUUACCUCUAUAAUUUGCCUCAUCCAAUUAAAUACUUAUACAUUUAAAAGUUUUUUAUGUACAUAAAACCUUAAACAUCUUAUUUUUUGCAAUAAGUGCCACAAAUUGUUGCUAUAAAAAUAUACACAUUGCAAAUGCCAAAUCAAAUUGUAUACAUAUACAGGUAAUUAAUAUAAAUAAAAAUUUGAAUAACCAUAUCGCUCAAUAUUUAGUUAUGUUUAAUACUUUAUAUAUUAUUCAUACAAUUUUUAUACCUGACAUUUUAUUCACUAUUUAAAUGUUCUAAGCUUAAAAAUUGAUAGCUAUAGCUACUUUCUUAACUAAUAUAAGAUAAUUAUGUACAAAGUAGAUCCUAGAUAUUAAUGUAACUUUUUGUUAUGUUUCAAUGAUAAUUGUUUAUAAAAAAUUUUUAAUUAUAAGAAAGUUGUUACAUGUAUAAGACAAUUAGUAUACAAUAAAAAUAAUGAAGAGAAAAGAAGUAUUUAAGCUUCUAAACAAGCUAUGAAAUGAUACUUCAUCAGUUUUAUGUAAGACAAUUUAUUUAUUCAGGCUUUUACAUUGAUGAAUUAUCAUAAAUAAUGAAAUGUGUUCAAUAAAUUCGUAUAAAA